Molecule: messenger RNA, 2948 nt
Organism: Melanotaenia boesemani (Boeseman's rainbowfish)
Lineage: Eukaryota; Metazoa; Chordata; Actinopteri; Atheriniformes; Melanotaeniidae
Product: glycylpeptide N-tetradecanoyltransferase 1-like
Exons: 12
Coding region: 31-1488 (485 amino acids)
Biological process (GO): N-terminal peptidyl-glycine N-myristoylation
Cellular component (GO): cytoplasm
Molecular function (GO): glycylpeptide N-tetradecanoyltransferase activity
Source: RefSeq, a predicted model, not a curated record
ACGCGGUGGCCACUCACUUCCUGGUUGAAGAUGGCGGAUGAGAAUGAGACAGCACCGAUGCCGGGGAAAGAAGAUGUAGAGGACCAUGGGCAUUGUAGCGACUGUGAAAAUGAAGAGCAUCACUUUGAUGAUGGGGACCGGGGUCUGGGUGAUGACACUGGCGCCAAGAAGAAGAAAAAGAAGCAGAAAAAGAAGAAGAAAUCUGGUGCCACCGAAGCAGCUCAGGACCCACUUGCCAAGGUGAAUUCAUUGCCAGCUGAUAAGCUACAGGAGAUCCAAAAGGCCAUUGAACUGUUUUCUGUUGGACAAGGUCCAGCAAAAACCAUGGAGGAGGCGAGUCGGAGAAGUUACCAGUUUUGGGAUACACAACCUGUUCCCAAGCUAGGGGAGACUGUGACAUCACAUGGCUGCAUUGAACCUGAUAAAGACCAAAUUAGGGAGGAGCCUUACAGCCUCCCCCAGGGCUUCAGUUGGGACACACUUGACCUGGGAAACUCUGCUGUGCUUAAGGAGCUGUACACUCUUCUGAAUGAGAACUAUGUGGAAGAUGAUGACAACAUGUUCAGAUUUGACUACUCUCCGGAGUUUCUGCUCUGGGCUCUGCGGCCUCCAGGGUGGUUGCCUCAGUGGCAUUGUGGAGUGAGGGUGAACUCCAACCAGAAGUUGGUUGGAUUUAUCAGUGCCAUUCCAGCCACAAUCCGAAUCUAUGAAAUAGAAAAGAACAUGGUUGAGAUCAAUUUCCUCUGCGUCCAUAAGAAGCUCCGUGCCAAGCGAGUUGCUCCAGUGCUGAUCAGAGAGAUCACCAGACGGGUCAACCUGCAGGGCAUCUUCCAAGCGGUGUACACUGCCGGUGUGGUGCUGCCCAAACCUGUGGGCACCUGCAGGUACUGGCAUCGCUCUUUGAACCCACGGAAACUAAUCGAAGUAAAGUUUUCCCACCUGAGCAGGAACAUGACUAUGCAGCGCACCAUGAAGCUGUACCGCUUGCCUGAGGCCCCAAAGACUACUGGUCUUCGUCCAAUGACCAAGAAGGACAUACCGGUGGUGAAUAACCUCCUCCGUGAGUACCUGAGCCAGUUCAACCUCGUGCCUGUCAUGAACCAGGAGGAGGUGGCACACUGGUUGCUCCCUCAAGAGAACAUUAUCGACACUUACCUGGUGGAGAACGAUGGAAAAGUGACGGAUUUCCUGAGUUUCUACACACUGCCCUCUACCAUUAUGAAUCACCCCGUGCACCACAGUCUAAAAGCAGCAUACUCCUUCUACAACGUGCACACUACCACCCCCCUGCUUGACCUGAUGUCUGAUGCCCUCAUUCUGGCAAAAUCGAAAGGCUUUGAUGUCUUUAAUGCACUGGAUCUAAUGGAAAACAAGACUUUCUUGGAAAAGCUGAAGUUUGGCAUCGGUGAUGGGAACCUACAGUAUUAUCUGUACAAUUGGAAGUGUCCCAGCAUGGGGUCAGAAAAGGUUGGGUUGGUUCUUCAGUGACAUCCCUCUUAUGCCAUAAGCACGCGUCACCAACGGGCCAGGAGACCGCACCGCGGAACGAUGACUUCCUGCUUUUGGAAAGGAAACCCAACGUCCAUUUUUUCCUUUCUGACCUUCUGAACUUUGACCUGCACUACCGCUGCCAGGCAGGGAGGCAGGGAAAGCGAUCAGCUUCUCCCACUCCCUCAGUCACAUGGACCUUAAGCCAUUGUAGUUACCAUCCCAAACAACUGUAUUUCAUCUGAAAGCUGUCUUGAUUGUACCAAACCACACAAACACAUGAGAAUGGUUUGCACAGAGUACUGGCCACCAAAAUGCUCACUCUUGGCUUGUCUACAGAAUCUACAGUACAUGUAAAUAAUCUCCAACAUUACUGCAGUUUCUGCCCUAACACAUGCAGACUAGAACUUACUGUUUUUAUUUUACUUAUAAAUGUUGGAAGUGCUAUUUGCAAUUAAAAUAAACCGGUCAUUCUUACGUUUUAGAGAGAGGAAAAUAUCAAAAUGAGCAAAAAUAUUUUAAAGAGAAAGAAUUGAGGUAAUAAAUACCAAAAGUGGACACGAGAUAAGGGCUUCUGUUCAGAGUUUCUUGUCAUGGUUGUCUCUCUCUUUUUAAACUUCAUCACACUUUUCCAGCAAUCACAGAAGGUGUUUCAGCACUGCUACAAGUUGAUGCCAGAGUCAGCAUUCAUCUUCUGGAGCUCCCGAUCAUCUAUAUUAACCUUCAGCCUCCCUUCUCCUUCCCAGCUUACAGCUCUAACAAAGGAAACCCUGCAACACAGACUUAUAAUGGAUCAGCUCAGUUGGAGACGAAAAUCAAUCAUUAUUUAUCAGGUUGGACUGCUAUGUAGAUGCUGAAGGCAUUCUGACAGGGUUUGUUACAUGCGUUUAUCAGCAAGAAUUAAAUUUUUUAUGAAAUCUUUAUUUAAAUGUGUCCCAGUUGCAACAUCCACUGUCUUGAUCCCAUAUCUUCUCAAAAAUAAUGUGAGUGCUCAGCAAAAUCAGAAACCAUAAGUACAACAGGUUACUUUUGAAGAAUUUCUGAGCUCAUCAUGCAGACUUCAAUUUAAAAAAGUCUGAAAAUCAGUAUGAAAUGUAUUUAAUUAAUCCAGUAAACUAUAAAAAAUAGAAAGUAAAUUGGUUUGCAUAGACAGUAAAUGCUGCACUGAGGUUUUUGCUGUAUAGAUAUUUGACAAAUAACACGCUUUUAUCUAACGCAGGAAGUGAAAAAUAAAUGAAAAUUAAUAUUUCACCUCAUCCAGCAUACUGAUGGUGAACAUUCUUUCAAAGUGGGAGAGGUUUUAUGGUGGGUGUUGGACCUGGGUUUUACAAACAGCAGCCUGGACUUGUUAGAAGGGCAGAGUGGAUGACUUGGGAAAUGUCCCAAAUCAAAGUGUUUCUUAUGUAAAACGUUAUGUUUGCAAACAUGUUUAAAAACAAAAAAAAAGGAUAAAACAGCCA